This is a messenger RNA of Archocentrus centrarchus (flier cichlid), 2545 nucleotides long. RefSeq names its product ABRA C-terminal like (gene abracl). The transcript is spliced from 3 exons. Gene Ontology annotation, biological process: regulation of actin filament-based process. The record is from RefSeq and is a predicted model, not a curated record. Lineage: Eukaryota; Metazoa; Chordata; Actinopteri; Cichliformes; Cichlidae. The coding region runs from base 109 to 354 and encodes 81 amino acids.
UUUUCGAGCACACCCUGAACGCAACGACGUUUUCCACCGGUGCCGAUUCAUCGUAAAGUCGUCCAUCACCUCAUUACAAGCAAAAAGAAGCACAAGUAAUCAGCAACAAUGAAUGUCUCACAUGAAAUUGAUUUGCUGGUUGAGGAGAUCCAACGACUCGGCAGUAAAAAUGCUGAUGGUAAAUUUAGCGUAAAGUUUGGGGUCUUGUUCAGUGACGACCGUUGCGCCAACAUCUUCGAGGCAUUGGUGGGCACCCUGAAGGCCGCCAAGAAGAAGAAGGUGGUCGACUUCCAGGGGGAGCUGCUUCUGCAGGGUGUUCACGACAACGUUGACGUUAUCCUGCUGCAGGAAUGAGAACCCGGUGUUUGGAUAGACCGGCCUUCAAGCAGCUGUGGGUCUUUGCUUCAUAAGGCUUAGUAUUUGAACUGAAUUGCAAUAACCAAUCAGAUUUGACUCCCAGACACAGCUGGCAUGUCUGCAUAGGAUUUUUUUUUUUUUUUUUUUUGCUUUCGGUGUGCCAAAUUUGAUAGUUUAUGGUUUUCAGAGGCUAAACUUUAGCGAUAUUGAACACAAAUCAGGAAUAUAAUACUUUGUGCAAAUGCAUUCAUUUGCCUCCCUCUAUACUUUCAGUGUCAUGAAACUAAAUGACACAAAGGAUAGCAUGCUCAGUAGAUUUAGCAGCUUUAGCAAACUUCUGUACACUUUUUUGUUUGUGAUGGCUGCACUAGGCUAAUUCUCCUUUUGGUAGUGGGAGCUACGACUUCAUUACCUGGUGAGUGUAGCUGUAAGACAAAGGGUAGUGUGUGUGCUCUGCAACUGUGUCACCAAAUGGCCGUAUCAUUAAUUGUUUACACGACACAUGUCUACUACCUCUUAUUUGACCAGGGCUUUUGGAAAUUCAGCAACUCCUUGAUAGAAACUAUUACUAAAUGAAAGCUCAAGUGCAUUUCAAAAGAAUACUUUUUUUGUACUUGCUUGAAUGUGCUGAAGUCGUUUUUAUUCCAUCUUUUUGUACAUAGUUAUAAUGAAAUUUCUCUGCUAAACAAACUCCAAAAAUUGCCUUUUGUAGAAAUGGCUUAGCAAACGGUGAAUGUAUUUCUUGUGCAGUUUUUAUUGGUGUAUAAUUACAGGGUGCCAAAUGCUAAAGGUGAAUCUCAGGACCAAAACAACACAACCAAAAUGUGUUUAACUAUCAUGCUGUGGCUUAAAUUAGAGACACAAGAUGUGCAUUUACAGUUUUGUCAGUUUCUUUAAUUUUAGCACUCUGUUUUGUACUGUAGGUCAAACAAAACUUGCGGAUCAAGCAUGACCGCUCCUAUAUCAAAACUCAUCACUUGGAGGUGAUUUAUUCCACUUGUUUUAUGCCUUUUUGUUAUCAGUUUUGCUGAAAUAUCAACAGCCAUUCUUGGCUUGUAUGGAGGCCCAAAGCAGUCAAAAUUAUUUAAAAAGGAAAAGAGAAAUUGUGAAUCUGGUCAUUAUUUGAAUAAAUAUUAAUAACCAUUAAUUUCGUAAUGCUUCAAAACUAACUUCCUUGCACUAAGCAGAGUUUUUUUUUUUCCUGACUGAAAAUGCAGGAAAAUAUUAUUCGGACUAUUCUUGUUUUAUGACCACUCUGUCCUGUAGGUUUUGAUUGACAAAGACAUGGCCAUGAAAAAUUACAUUCACAAGUCAUUACAGAUAAAUUCCUUUGUUAAUACUAAAUAAAGAGCAGGGUGAGUCAAUGUUUUAUAUUCAUGAGCUGAAUUUCAAAGAUUAAGGGCUGAUUUCCACAAUUUCUCUGUUUACUCAUGUAACAUGAAUUUGUCAUUUCAUUAAAAUUUUGAGCAUUUUGGGCCUCCAUACUUUAGGAAAAACUUGUAGCUAUUUGAACGUGAACACAGGGACUAUGUAUUAACCUUUUUGCUCAGUGUAACGUCCCCCAAUUGACACCUAGUUAUUAAAAUCAUACCCAUUUUUUUUUUUUUUUUUUUUUUUUUUUUUUAAGUUUUUAAAUUAGGCCUUGGUCAUGUUAUCAUUUGCACAUUAUUUGUUUCCCUUGGUCAUGAGAAACAUGUUAUGAGCCUUGUGAAAUGACGCCUGGUCUGCGAGUUUUGUAAGACCCAUGUCACAUUAACUGCUGUUGUGUCAACUUUGCUUAAUCUUUUACAUUCAGGUGCUGCUUAAGCUUGACUUGAAAUGUGCUCCCCCCCCCCCCCAGUAUCUGUGGCACAAAUGAAUCCAACUUGAUUAUGAAUGAAACUGAUCUGUAACCUGAUUACAGAAACGUGCCGCUUGCCGUCCUGCUGGUGCUCUGGCGCGAGUUUCAGCUCACUCUCUAAGCACAAAUGCAAAUUUGGCAGGCGACAGAAAGUAAUGAUCAGUGCUGAGCCAAUACCUUGAGUCAUUUCUGUGAACAAAUGGGAUACCUGCGUGAUGCGUUCCAAGUGUGUCAUUACUGUGCUUUGUAUUGGCAAUAACACAUUCCUAGAAGAGGUUUCUGUUACUGUGGAAUUCAGUCCAAGGAAUAAAAUCUCUACACGUGAAGCUUGAACCUGCUUUGCUGUAU